This is a messenger RNA of Didymodactylos carnosus, 2052 nucleotides long. NCBI's taxonomy places the organism in Eukaryota, Metazoa, Rotifera, Eurotatoria, Philodinida, Philodinidae. The record is from the annotation of a GenBank genome assembly.
AUGGCUGAUAACUUUCCUACUUAUUCAUCUGCAACGAAAAAACCAGAUCCAACACUAUCUAACCCCAGUUGUUGGGAUAAAGAAACAACAAUUUCGACAAAGUCCGAUUCAUCAGGCAGCACUGCCACAACAAGUACAUGUCUACCGCAACAAAUUCGUUUUCGAACGACGGCUAACUUGGAAACCUAUUUGUUGGUAUGGCUCGAUAAAGAUGUGCAUACCACCGAAGGAAACUUAGUUGUACAGAGGAAGUUAAGACGUGCAGUCAAUGAAAUAAUAAUGUUUGAAAAUUGCGAUGAGUGUGUGGAUUAUAUCAAAGCAUUAAAAACGGAUCAGAAACUAGUUUUUAUUGUUUCUGAAAGUUUUGGACGGGAAGCUGUACCAAUUCUACACGAUUUUCGUACUGUGACUUCAAUUUUCGUCUACUGCACGAAAAAAGAAUCAAAGAAAAAGUGGUUAAAACAGUUUGCUAAAGUGAAGGGUGUCUUCACACAACUUGAUGAACUAGUUUUGGAAGUGACAAAAGCUCAACGAAUUCAGGAACGAAUCGAUGAUGAUUCUGUUGGAAUUACUAUUUAUCGUCGCUCCACAGGUGAUGAUAUAAAAUCGGCAAAUGCCACCUUCCAAUGGUUUCAGCUGUUUCUUGACAACUUAUUAGAAAUGUCAAAUUCAUCGCGUGGUACUGGCUCUCGUCAAGAAUUAAUCGACGUUUGUAAACAAGUCUACAAAGGAAAUGAUUACGAGCUCAGUAAUUUAGAAGAGUUUGAACUUGAUUACGAUCCAGAAAGUGCUAUUCUCUGGUAUUCUAGAGAUUUCUGUUUCUAUCGUAUAUUGAAGAAAGCACUAAGAGACAACAACUUUGAUGUAAUCUUUGCAUUGAGAUCGUUUAUUUGUGAUUUAGUGGAUCAGUUGGAACUACAGCACGGAAAAUUAAAGUUUCUUACUUACUAUGUUGGUGAUCGAAUUCUUCGCUUUUAUCGGGUACAAGGAAUUCUUACUGAAGAACUCAAUCUUCUUCGUGCAAGUGUCGGCGAAUACGUUUCAUUUAAGAACUUCUUAGUAACAACCACAGUGAAAUCAAAUGCUAUUAGUUCUCUGAAGCAGCUGAUAAUAACGCCUGAGUACUGUCGUAUUCUUUAUCAGUUUAACAUUGACACUGGUUAUCCAAACAAAAAAUGGUUUGCCCCGAUCAAACAUUUUAGUUCUUUUGAAUGUGCCGAAGGUGAAAUGUUAAAUAUGUUUAUGUUAGGAACUAUCUUCAGAAUUGGACAAUUUGAAUUCAAUACACAGGAACAAAUGUGGAUUGUAACACUAUCUCUAUGUUCAGCCGAUGACUCUGAGCUAAAAAACCUAAUGACACAAACGGAGAAGAAGGAGUCAUCAAAUGGACUUGUUUCACUUGGUUAUUUCCUGUAUGCACAGCAUGACUUUGAAAAGGCUAAAAACUAUUUAUUGAAACUCUUGAAUGAAGCAGAACUUUUAGAUGCCAGUGAUACAGCCUCCUGUUAUCGUGCACUUGCAUUAAUUGCAAUGGAAUGGAACGACUAUGAUGAAGCAUUGAUGUAUUUCCAAAGAGAUGCUCUCGUAUGGAUGAAACUUGGUGUGAACGAAAAUCGUGCUCUCAGUUAUAGACUGAUUGCUGAUCUGUAUAAUGCCAAAAAUGACUAUAACUUAGCUUUUGAGUACGCGAAUAAAGCGUUAGAUCUCUUACCCAAUAAUUCUGUUCACCGUGCUGGCGCUUAUGAAAUAAUAGGCAAGUUUUACAAAGACCACAACCAGUUACAAAUAUCAUUAGAUUGGUUUGAAAAAAGUUUAGAUAUUCAAAGACGUCUACUUCCUGAAAAUCAUCCUGGUAUUGGCACAACGUACAAUAAGACUGCAAGCAUCUUCGUUGCUAUGAAAAAUUAUGAAAAAGCUGUUGAGUAUAGUAGCAAAUCACUUUUGGUUUUCCGAAACUCAUUGCCUGCAAAUCAUCCACGUAUUCAAGGGGUUGCAAAAUGUUUAGCUGCGUUGCUUCAGUAUUUAAACGAGAACCCUCAAGAACGGAAGUAA